Molecule: messenger RNA, 805 nt
Organism: Mauremys reevesii (Reeves's turtle)
Lineage: Eukaryota; Metazoa; Chordata; Testudines; Geoemydidae
Gene: FNDC8
Product: fibronectin type III domain containing 8
Exons: 4
Coding region: 112-750 (212 amino acids)
Cellular component (GO): nucleus
Molecular function (GO): protein binding
Source: RefSeq, a predicted model, not a curated record
AAAACACCACCCGCCUGGCCCUGCCCCUCAGCUGCAGAAACUCCCCGCGCCCCACUAGACCCCACCCUGCUGCGAUUGUAGCUGACACUCACUGCCCCUCUGCAGCGCCUCAUGGAUCCCACCGAGGCCCCGUCUCUGCCCUGGGACACAGACAGCGCCAGCUCCAGCACGCAGGGGGACAGAGCCUGGGGGGCCGGGGCCGGGCCGGUGGGGGCCAGCAGCCUGCACUGUAGCCUGGAGGAGCUGCUGGCCCGACGGGAGUUGGGGGGGCGCCGGGAGGCCAAGCCACAGGGCAGCCGCCCCUGCCGGUGCCCCCCUCCUGCCCCCCUGGGCCCAGAGGGCAGCGACGGGGACACCUCUGACAGCGGGGCCGAGUCGCCCGUCUGCAUGGAGCCCCCACGGGCGCCCGUCCUCUGCCAGCAUGUUGCCGGCACUGCCACCGCGCAGCUGUGGUGGGUCACUCCCCAUGGGAGCGACUGGGUGUCUCUCUACGAGCUGCGUCUGCAGGAGCCCAGCGGGACCCGCAGCCAGUGGUUCUGUGCCCAGGCGCCCGAGCGGCUGCAGAACCUGAGCCCUGGGACCCAGUACCGGAUCCACGUGCGGGCCCUCAAUGCAGCGGGCCCUGGGCCCUGGAGCCCCCCCUACACAUUUGCCACAGUGCCUCGUGCAAAAGAAGCCAUUCCUGUCAUGGUCACCGUGCGGCGGCGGCUGGAUCCCCGCAGGAAAACGCUCUAUUUACCCGGCCCCUAGAGGGUGCCAUGGGGUGGGAGGAGGCCAUGGAAAUAAAGUGGGGGCAUCCAUCUGA